This is a messenger RNA of Nicotiana tabacum (common tobacco), 1124 nucleotides long. RefSeq names its product trans-resveratrol di-O-methyltransferase-like. Lineage: Eukaryota; Viridiplantae; Streptophyta; Magnoliopsida; Solanales; Solanaceae. Gene Ontology annotation, molecular function: O-methyltransferase activity; protein dimerization activity. The record is from RefSeq and is a predicted model, not a curated record.
AUGGAAACAGAUAAUAUUAAUGAGUUGUUCAAAGCACAGGCUCAUAUCUACAAGCAUGCAUUUGGUUAUGCAAAUUCCAUGGCCUUGAAUUGUGCCAUUCAUCUAGGCAUACCAGAUAUUAUACAUAACCACAGAAAACCAAUCACUCUUCCUGAGCUAGUUUCAGCACUCAAACUUCCCUCAUCAAAAUCAAUAGGCAUUUAUCGACUAAUGCGCCUGUUGGCGCACUCUGGAUUCUUUGCUACAGCAAAGAUCGACGAAAACUCAGAGACAGAGGGAUAUAUUUUGACAACUCCUUCAAGGCUGCUUCUUAAGAGUGAAUUCCCAAACUUGUCACCUUGCGUUAGAGUAAUGAUUGACCCUAUCGUUGUCACUCCUUGGCAACUAAUGCUUGAAUGGUUUCACAAUAAGAAUGAAGAAGCCACAGCAUUUGAGACAGCCCAUGGGGUACCUAUGUGGGAAUUUUGUGCACAAAAUCCAAGAUUCGACAAAGAUUUCAAUGAAGGAAUGGCUAGUGAUUCCCAAAUGAUGAGAUUAGUUGUCAAGGAUUGUAAGGAAGUUUUUGAGGGGAUGAACUCAUUGGUUGAUGUUGGAGGGGGCAUUGGGAUUAUAGCUAAGACCAUUUUUGAGGCAUUUCCUCACUUGAAGUGCACUGUCCUUGAUCUUCAACAUGUUGUUGCCAACAUGCCACAAAGUGAGAAUUUAAGCUAUGUUGGAGGGGAUAUGUUUCAAUCUAUUCCUCACGCUGAUGCCAUUUUGCUUAAGCAUGUAUUGCACAGUUGGAGAGAUGAGGAUUGUGUCAAGCUACUGAAGAAAUGCAGAGAAGCUGUUGCAGAGAAUGAAGAGGGAAGAAAAGGGAAGGUCCUUAUCAUUGACAUGAUAUUGAAUAGAAAUGAAGAAGAGCCAGACAUGACUGAAGUGAAGCUCAUGUUUGACAUGUGGAUGGCAAUGGUUUUUACUGCAAAAGAAAGAACUGAGGAAGAAUGGGGAAAGCUAUUCCUUGAAGCUGGCUUUACUCGUUACAAUAUAAGACCAAUCUUUGGCCUUAGGUCUCUUAUUGAAGUUUUCCCUUGAAAAUAUAUAUGGGGUUUUAUUGUGUUUUUCUUAAGAGAGAUGAUGUUCAU